Molecule: messenger RNA, 2848 nt
Organism: Arabidopsis lyrata subsp. lyrata
Lineage: Eukaryota; Viridiplantae; Streptophyta; Magnoliopsida; Brassicales; Brassicaceae
Exons: 1
Coding region: 810-2771 (653 amino acids)
Source: RefSeq, a predicted model, not a curated record
UAAAAUAAGAUUCUAGCUCCGCCACUGGUCAAUCAUACACAAAAUGAAAAAAGAGUUAAGACCAGAAGCACUUGAUUAGUAAGAGGUAAUAAUAAGCUAAUGCAAAAGCUCAUACUUGCUUAAGCUGUUAGACCAACUGUAACAGUGGUAUCUAAAUUUGAACGUGGAAUGGAUACUGAUUGACACCAACAAAAGUGAUUCGACAUGAGGGAACGAAUGCAAAAUUCAAAACUUAACCAACACAGACACGUAAUUAGCUAAUGUAAAAGCUGGUACAUAGUUAACAUGUUACAACAAUAGUGAAUGUUAAAUCUACUUGUCAGUAGGAGCAAAUUACACCAGUUACUGGUCUCCGUGUAAUGAGGACAAGGGAUCAUCGGAGUGAUUGCUUGAGGGAUUUUUUUUUCUUUCCUUUUUUUUAUUUGUCAACUUGGGAUUCUUUUAUCUUUAUAGAAAUUGGCAGGUCAGCAUACUUGUAGAUGCCUAUAAAAAAAUUGUCAAUGGAACGUUCUUCCAUGUACUAAUAUUAAUUUUUUAUGGGUCCUGUCUCUUUGUAUUUAUAUCAUCGGCUCUAGUGACUUUUAAAAUUGUUUUCCUCAUGAUAGUUUUAGUUAAUUUCUGAUCUGUCCUUAGUUUAAUUAUUUAACUCUUAAACCAUAAAAAUUUAAUAUAAUUGUUACACCAAGAGCAUCUUUGAGAGUAUACAUUGACUUUUAAUUAGAGAGAGAAGGAGCAUAGCUUUGAGAUCUCAGAUUCAACUUUUCUUCAUCUUCUUCUUCCUUUUCUGCUCUAUCUUGUUGGAGACGACCAUGGAAUCUGAGGGAGUGUCACUACCGUUGAUCCACGAGCAUGUUAUGAUGCCUUGGAAUGAUCUGCGGAAAGGUGAUUGUUGUGAGCGCUUGGAAGCAAUCAGUGAAGGCUAUUACUGCAAAAUCUGUGAUUUCUUUGUUCACAAGAAAUGUGGCGACUCCUCUGAAUAUAUCCAACACCCAAUUCACCCCGUUCACACUCUUCAGCUUCAACGUAAGAGCGAUGUUGCUUACUGCGAUUUAUGUGGCAGCAAUAUCACCGAUCUAUAUUAUCGUUGUGAGAUCUGUGACUUGAACGUGGAUAUAUACUGUGCCAAGUACCCACCACCAGAGGUUAUUGAUAUUUCCGAGACGCAUCACCACAAGCUCACCCUUCUCAAAGAGGAGAUCGAGUUCGAAUGUGAAGCAAAAUGUGGGGAGGUUAGGUAUGGGUUGUCAUACCAAUGUCGUGAAUGUGAUUUAGCCUUCCAUGUGGAUUGCAUAUGGAAUCCGCCGGAGGCAAAACACCCAUCAGAGGUAAACCACACUUACCACCCCUUACACCCUCUUAAGCUCCACACAGGUCAACCACCAGACUAUUCUGAUGGAAUAUGUCGUCUUUGCUCAAGAAAGAUUGAUGAUAGAUUCUUUUAUCAUUGUUCUGCUUGUAACUUUAGCUUGGAUUUGCGUUGUGUUUUAAACCCACCACCACAAUCUGUUCUGGAUCUGAAAGUUCAUGCUCACCAACUCAUCUUUCGCCCAAGACUUGAUUCUUUUACAUGUAAUGCUUGUGGGUUGAGUGGAGAUCGAAGCCCUUACAUAUGUGUUCAAUGUGAUUUCAUGAUACAUCAGGAGUGUCUUACCCUUCCACGUCUCAUAAACAUUAAUCGGCAUGAUCACCGUGUUUCUCGCACUUCUGUUCUUGGUGUUGUCAAUUCUGUGUGUGGAGUUUGUCGCCAGAAGGUGGAUUGGACUUGGGGCGGGUAUUCUUGUCAGAAGUGUCCACGCUAUGUCGUUCAUUCAAAAUGUGCUACUAGAAAGGAUGUAUGGAACGGGAAGGAGCUCGAAGGAAUACCUGAAGAGACAGAAGAUAUUGAGCCAUAUAUGGUAAUUGACGACAACACAAUACAACAUUUCAGCCACAAAGAGCAUUUCCUGAGAUUUCACGUUAACGGUCUUUUUUGGGAGGAAAACAAGCAUUGCAGCGCUUGUAGCCAUCCCAUUUGUCUUCAAUCCUUCUAUGGCUGUAUCGAUUGUGAUUUCAUGCUUCACCAAAGUUGUGCUAAUUAUCCUAGAAAGAAGUGGCAUGUGUUACACAAUGACCGACUUGCUUUAGUUGCAAGCGGGGGCAACCAUUAUCGGUGUGACGCUUGUCAUAGAAUAUCUAAUGGUUUCAGGUACAAGUGUGGGUAUACAGAGUCAGAUGUUCUGUGCGGUUCUGUUUCAGAGCCUUUUGUUCAUCCAAGCCAUCCCCAUCAUCCCUUAUAUUACAUUCCACGAGUAGGAAACAAAACAUGCAGUGGCUGCAACAACUCGGCAUCUCGUGUGCUUACGUGCAUUGAAAGUGGUUGUGAAUUCGUCUUAUGCUUCCAUUGUGCCACGUUACCACAAGUGGUAAAGCAUAGAGUAGACGAUCAUCCUCUCUCAUUAUGCUAUGGCGAAAAGGCAAGUGGCAAAUACUGGUGUGACAUUUGUGAGAAAGAAACGAAUCCAAGUAAAUGGUUCUACACGUGUAAAGAUCACCGAGCUAGUUUGCAUAAAGAGUGCGUGCUGGGAAACUUUGCAGGGUUCAUGCCAAGAAGCACAAUAAAGUCUCGCAGCGGAUCAUUCGAGGUGGUGCUCAAUAAUAGUAUAUCUCGUCCAUUUUGCAUUGUUUGCGAGUCGCAUUGCAUGUACCCUAUCGCCUUGAAGAUGCUUGGUCUCUCACUCUCAGAUCUAUACAUUUGCUCUUUAGACUGCAUGCGAAAAGCUUUUACACUAUGAAAACAUUCUCUAUUUUCUUAGUUCAACACUUAAAUAUUAAUCUAUUUUCAAAUAAAGAAUAUUGGCAAUCUCUGUAA